CCCACGAAUUCAAACUGGUUUUUAUUUUUGGGGCAAGUUCCUGCCACUUGUUCUUCAAAACAAGUCCCUCUCACUUGUUCUUCAAAACGCUUCGUGAACUGUUCGUGAGAUAUGUCCCUGCGACCAGUCCCUUCGUGUAAACUCUUCAGGGGACUAGUUGUAGGGACUAUUCGCAGGGACUACUAGAGUCCCCUUCUCUGUGCCGACCUUAAUAUCGACUUUAAAAAGUUUGGCAGACUUCUUCGAACUCUCUCCGUGGACAAAUCGGAAAAAAAAAUUUACAAUUUGCUCUCCCUCCAACAUUUCACUGAAUCUUCACCUUGGCGUUCUAGUUAGUAUUGAUUUCACAAUUUUAGUACUGUUUCCCACAAAAUUGCGACCCGAUCCGAUCCAAGCGCCCCUUUCCAAUCCGGUCCAAUCCGGUCCAGUCCGAUCCAGCGAUCCAGUCCGGUCCAUUCCCUCACUUCCGAGUUGAAAGGCACGGUUACAAAGCUGUCGCAAAUUAGGGCGGCUACCAAGCAAGAUGUCCGCAACUUCUUUCAUGUUCAAAUAACAUUUAAUUUGCCCAACACAACAUUACAGUGUUUCGUGUUUUCUAGGAUGGGAAAAAGGUAUCACUGUGAAUACUGUAACAGAUCUUUUGCUGAUACUCCGCAUACCAGGAAAAAUCAUAUCAAUGGCGUACAACACAAGAGGAAUCGAAAGCUCCACUACGAUUCCUUCAAGGAUCCUGCAGUUCUCCUAGCUGAGGAAUCCAGCAAACCACCUUGCCGACAAUUUUUUGCCACUGGAUCCUGUGGAUUUGGUGCUAGCUGUUGGUAUUCUCAUGUAAACCCACAAGUGCUGUUGGCAGCACAAACUGCAACUGGACAGACAGCGAAUCAGUCUAAAACAAGUCAAUGUGAAGCAACACUUGAAGAGUGGCUUGACAAGUGGAACAAGAGGCAAAAGAAAAAUGAAUCUUCGGAAAGUUCUGGAAAGUCUGCUCCCCAGUCUACUUACACCCUUCCACCUGGUUUUCCUCCUCUUCAAGAACUCCCUCCUUCCCUGUUGCCACCACCGCCCAGUGGGUACCCGGAACUACCAAGAGUUGAUUGGGGUUAAUGGUGCAGGCAAGGACAAGGUGAAACUAUAUUUGUUCUCACUACCAUCCAGGAGAUAAUUAUUGUCAUUAUGUCCUAAAUUAUGGUCUUACAAGUGUUUGUCUCAAAGCAUAGUUGUGUUGUGUACAAUCCAGCAGAUAAAUUGAAGGCAGGGAAACAACCCCCC
This is a messenger RNA of Orbicella faveolata, 1269 nucleotides long. RefSeq names its product zinc finger matrin-type protein 5-like. Gene Ontology annotation, molecular function: zinc ion binding; nucleic acid binding. NCBI's taxonomy places the organism in Eukaryota, Metazoa, Cnidaria, Anthozoa, Scleractinia, Merulinidae. The record is from RefSeq and is a predicted model, not a curated record. Gene Ontology annotation, cellular component: U12-type spliceosomal complex.